UUCUCUCUUUUCUUAUAUAUCAUUUACUCCACCUCUUUGCAAGAGAUGAAGGAGAAAGUGAUUCUUUGAAAGUUCGAACUCGAAAGAAAACUUUCUUCUUCUAUUCUAUCAGUGCUAAUGACUUUUCUCUUAUCUUUAUUUUCCAUCUUUUCCAUUGAUAAUAUCGUAUCGAUGUUCCUUCGAGUUUAAUAUAAAAAACCCUAAGUAAUUAGUCCAUGUCGAUCAGUACAAUAUUGUAAUCAAAGUGUUUCACUUAAUCGAAUUCUCAAAAAGUUCUAAAAGUUUUCAUCGUCACUUUUAUUUUUUUAUUUCGUUUUCGAUUUUAAAUAUCAUUUAGUUCCCAACCAAUUCAACAGAAAUGAAAUUUUUUCUACUUACAUUGGUUUUUCUUUUAUCGAUCACCUUUACAUUAACCAAACCAAGGAUGAAAAGGUCACCCUAUGAAUUAGCCAUGGAUUAUGAUAAACUAUUGGGUGGACCAUUGAAGGAAACCUUUUCAUGUGAAGGAUUAAGAUUUGGUUAUUAUGCUGAUAUGGACAAUGAUUGUAAGAUAUUUCAUAUCUGUCACCCUCGACAAUUAGCUGAUGGAUCAGGAAUCAUGGAGCAUUACAGUUUUAUCUGUGGAAAUCAAACUGUUUUCAAUCAAUUCUCGCAAACAUGUUCACAUCCAGAUGAUGCGAUUCCAUGUGAACAAUCAAGGGACUUUUACUAUCUCAAUGAACGUUAUGGCGUUGAAGAUGAAAACUUUCACCGAGACGAAGAUGUUAACGCUUACAAUAAUAUCGUUGCUGAAUAUGGAUCUAGAAAAAGAAGUGGAUAAACGAAAUGAAUAUCAAUUGGAUCGAGUAAGCCCAUGGGUUCAUUUGAUGGUCUAUCAAUUUGCUCUAUUCAAACCGUAGGUUAAUUAGAUAAUUUUCUCAGAAGUCGAUCGGAAUAUUUCAACUUUUUUUCAAGUUUUGUGAAUUUGUAAUUGUACAAAAAAAUAACCCAAUCAAUUGAAAAUAAAAUCGUUCUUGCUUUAGUAA
Molecule: messenger RNA, 1025 nt
Organism: Panonychus citri (citrus red mite)
Lineage: Eukaryota; Metazoa; Arthropoda; Arachnida; Trombidiformes; Tetranychidae
Exons: 4
Coding region: 359-820 (153 amino acids)
Cellular component (GO): extracellular region
Molecular function (GO): chitin binding
Source: RefSeq, a predicted model, not a curated record